This is a messenger RNA of Penaeus monodon (black tiger shrimp), 1459 nucleotides long. Its product is annotated as trithorax group protein osa-like. Lineage: Eukaryota; Metazoa; Arthropoda; Malacostraca; Decapoda; Penaeidae. The transcript has 2 exons. The record is from RefSeq and is a predicted model, not a curated record. Bases 264 to 1343 code for a protein of 359 amino acids.
GAGUCAGGAUUGCAAAACCCACACCACCCUUGCCCAGGCAUCCCUCGAAGACUAACUUCUUCCAGCCAGAUGCACCGCCCACACAUCACCACCCGUCGUACCAUCACCACCACCACCACCACGCGUACGUGGACUCCCCUCGUAAGGCAAAUGCUAAUCAGCAGGUCACAAGGCCCCCGCGAUCACCAAACUCCUCAAGGCCACGAGGCUUGGACGGGCGGUCACGAUCCACGACUCCAGACCCUCUAUCUCCAGACCGCCCAAUGCAGACAUCUCCACCAGUCCCUGGGGGUCCACGCACAGGACCAUCUAGUCCUAGUGGCCAGCAGGUCUACCAGGGUGUUCCAGGUUCUCCAACAUUACAUCAUCGCAUGAAACAGUUAGGAGGGGUUCCAACACCUCUGGCAAUGUCAUCUCCUCUCCGUCGAUCGAAUCCCAGUACUCCUACACAACCUCGACGUCCUGAUUUCAUUGGGAUUGGCAAUGAAGGAGGCAGAGUUCCACCACAAUACUACCCACAGUACUCAUAUGAACCACCUCAUAGUUCACACCAAAAUGGUUCACCACAACGUCGGUACAUGUCAGAAUCAGAACUAAUACGGCAGCCACCAGAAGCAGGUGGACAGUAUCCUCGUACCACUACAAUGUUUGAUAACAUUCAAGAAUUAGCUGGUUCACCACAACAUGGUCAGUACACUUGGAGGGAUCAGUCACCUCCUCAGUAUUGUCAAGGUGGACCCAGUAACCCAAAUGUUGUCUACCAGACUUGUGGCUCUCAAGAGUAUAGAUCAAACCCAACAAGUCCAACUCAAACAUGUCCUGCACCUCAUUACUAUCCACCAAUACACCAUAGUCAAAUGGCAGGUCCACAUGGUGGCCAUUACCCCUCAACUCAUCAGCCAUCAUACAAUCAGCACAUGAGCCACCAAGGCCACCAGGGAUAUCCACCCCAGCAACAGAUGGUUGGGCGACGCAACUCAGGACCAAGUUAUGUUGGGCCACAGUCACCGCAGAUCAGACGAAAGAAUUAUGCAGGAGGCCUUGUUACUCCUCCUACACCAACAGAAAGUGGUCGGCCAAGUCCUGGUCAGAAGAGACCAGUUUCUUUUGUGAGGUCCUUAGAUAUGAUGGAUAGUAUAGAGAUGUCAUCACGAGGUCCUCCCCAUCAUCAAGGUCCUCAUGGACCUCCACAUGAAGGUCACCAUGCAGUGAUACAUAGCCAGAGGUCUCAUGGGGGUACGCUCAGCCCAACACACACUCCCAAGCCAGACCACCGUCUGACAACACCACAAGAUCUUGACCGACGAUCGGCAUAUGAUAUGAAUUAUGAAAUCAGUGUGUGAAGUACUAACAGCCUGUUGCAGAUGCCUAAGAAUUUGAGUGUGUUUUUCAUGUUUGUCUGUAUGUAUGUGUGAACUUGUCUGACCAAAACGUUAGAGCAGCAGCAGGACAUAAUUAA